Messenger RNA from Mytilus trossulus (common blue mussel), 1360 nucleotides. Its product is annotated as fasciculation and elongation protein zeta-2-like. The transcript is spliced from 8 exons. The record is from RefSeq and is a predicted model, not a curated record. Bases 49 to 1155 code for a protein of 368 amino acids. Gene Ontology annotation, cellular component: cytoplasm; axon. Lineage: Eukaryota; Metazoa; Mollusca; Bivalvia; Mytilida; Mytilidae.
UCUAAAUAAAAAAUAAAUAUCUAAAAGGUGAAGGUCAGAGAUGUCAGGAUGCGGGGAAUGAAAAUGGCGGAGCUACAUUUCGAGGCUCCACUUGCAAAAUUUGAGAAUGAGGAACUUGCAGAGUAUAGUGAUUUUCAAGGUGUAAGUGAAACAAGUAGCCUUUUAAACACGGACAUGUCAACUGCUCAUGAAGAAAGUGAACAUUCUGAAAACUUCGCGGAAACUGUGUCUGAAUCAUUGGAAGAUUUGGUGAAUACAUUUGAUGAAAAAAUCACAAAAUGUUUCUGCAAUUUCGAGGACAAAGUAGAUCAUAUAGCUCCAGUCCAAGUUAGAACACAAGAAGAGGUAGUUAAAGAUUGCCAAAUGUGGUGGACACUUACAGGGAAUUAUGGGAACAUUUUACCAAUAGAUUGGUCAAAAUCUUACGUCAAACAGAUGAAAGAGAAGGUUUUACAUUUAGAAGAAGGAAAAGCUAGUGAACCAAUGAAUUUAGAUUUGUCAGAUGAUGAUGAAAUAGCCCAGGCAUUAGAUAUGCAUAGUCUCAUAGUAUCUAGUCUACAGCAUCCAGAAACAGAAGAUUAUGUAGCCACUGCUGAAGAGGUUAUAAGUGAAAUAGAAUCUAUGAUGCAGGAUGGACCUUUAAAUGGAGAUGAAACAGUAGAUCCCACCACAUUGAAUGUAGUCCCAGUAGAGCCAGACAGGGAUCCAGUCCCUAUUCUUCCCUGUUAUACAGAAUCAGAAUUAAAAGAAAUGUCUUGUUCAGCUUUAAAUGAAGUUUUAGCAGAAUAUGAAAUUGUGAUCAAAGAACUUUCAGAAAUACUGAUUCGUGAAUUAGCCUUAAGAGAUGAACUAGAAUAUGAUAAAGAAUUGAAAAAUCAGUUUAUUUCUCUGCUGCUGACAAUCCAGAAAAAACGUAGAGAUAAUAACGUGGAUAAAAAGAAGAAAAAAACAAAAAACAGCAGUAUGAACAAUCACCCUGAUAAUCCUGUCAGUACAUUCUUGACAACAGUAAUACCAUACCAUUCAUUUGGAGGACCACCAACAUCAGAACAGUUACAGAUUUAUAUUAAGAUUCUGAAAGCUAUAAAUGCAGACAGUCCUACAGUACCUACAUUGUUAACAGAUUAUAUACUUAAAGUUUUGUGUCCCACAUAGAACAAAUGGUUACCAAAGAUAUUACAGUUCCAUAGCACAUGCAAAAUGUUUUUUAUUAUUUAGUUGUGUGAAUGUUUGUUAGCAGUAUUUUAUUUGUAUAUUUUGAAGGCAGCGCUUGAAUAAUUUAUGAGAUACAUCUCAUCUUAGUUCAUAAUCCAUGACCAAUCAAAAAAGUGUUUUUUUUAUCUUUUAAACCAUACUAAGA